Pelecanus crispus (Dalmatian pelican) is the source of this 1110-nucleotide messenger RNA. RefSeq names its product alpha 1,4-galactosyltransferase (P1PK blood group). Gene Ontology annotation, biological process: glycosphingolipid biosynthetic process. Gene Ontology annotation, molecular function: galactosyltransferase activity. The record is from RefSeq and is a predicted model, not a curated record. NCBI's taxonomy places the organism in Eukaryota, Metazoa, Chordata, Aves, Pelecaniformes, Pelecanidae.
GGAGAGCAGGCUCUGACGGGAACGAGAAUGCUCAGGAUGUCCAGCUGCCUGCUAAAACUGACCAGGGUGGUGCUGAGCCACAAGCUCAGGACUCUGUUUAUCCUCACCUUUAAGUUCAUGUCCUUUGCCUCCAUCAUAUUGUAUUGGAGAAUCACGGAGGACCGUAAAGGCAGGGGCCAUGUCUACAGCUUGCCUGUUGAAAUCCAUUGUGCUCACUCUGUGCCUUCUCCUCCCCACGCCAUUGCUGGUGGGCCUCCUUCUUCCCCAGGGGAUGUGUUUUUUGUGGAGACCUCGGAGCGAACUAACCCCAGUUACCUGUUCACCUGCUCUGUGGAGUCAGCAGCCAGGAUGCACCCUGGGACAAAGGUCGUGGUACUCAUGAAAGGUUUGGCAAACGGGAAUGCCUCAUUACCCAACCACUGGGGCUUCUCAUUGCUGAGCUGCUUCCCUAAUGUGGAAAUCCGUCCCCUGGACUUGCUGGAGCUUUUCUCUGGAACACCACUGGCAAAGUGGUACUUGCAGGCUCAACAGCGCUGGGAGCCUUAUUUCUUACCCGUCCUGUCUGAUGCCUGCAGAAUUGCCAUCAUGUGGAAGUUUGGUGGCAUCUACCUGGACACAGACUUCAUUGUGCUUAAGAACUUGAAGAACCUCACCAAUGUGCUCGGUACCCAGUCCAAGUAUGUACUGAAUGGGGCCUUUCUGUCCUUUAAGCCCAAACACAAGUUCAUGGAGCUUUGCAUGAAGGACUUUGUGGAGAACUACAACAGCUGGAUCUGGGGGCACCAGGGCCCACAGCUCCUAACGCGUGUCUUCAAGAAGUGGUGCUCCAUCAGGAGUCUUCGGAGCAGUACGAGCUGCAAAGGAGUGAGUGCUCUGCCCCGUGAGGCUUUUUAUCCCAUUCGGUGGCAGGACUGGAAGAAAUACUUCGAAGUGGUCAGCUCCUCGGAGCUGCACCACCUCUUCAAUAACACCUAUGCAGUGCAUAUAUGGAACAAGAAGAGCCAAGGGACAAGGCUGGAGAUCACAUCCCAGGCUUUGCUGGCUCAGCUGCAUUCUCACUUCUGCCCUGCCACGUAUGAUAUCAUGAAGAAGGACUCUGAACGACAGUGA